Rotaria sp. Silwood1 is the source of this 2043-nucleotide messenger RNA. The record is from the annotation of a GenBank genome assembly. NCBI's taxonomy places the organism in Eukaryota, Metazoa, Rotifera, Eurotatoria, Philodinida, Philodinidae.
AUGCAUAUGUUUCCAUUUGGUCAUGUUGUAUACAUGCCUUUGUCAUCAUCAACAACAACAACAUUAUUAGGACCUAUAUCAGCAGAUUUUUUAUCUUCUUCUAUAAUUCCGUUAUAUAAUACAACACUUUUAAACAAUCCAUUCAACUUAUACACAAAUCCGAAGUUUGAAUAUAGUAUUCAUCAACAAACAUUACCACAUAGAUUCAAACGUAUACGUGAUGAUUUUCAUGAUAUACAAGAAAAAAAACGUCCGAAAUUAACACCAACUAUUAAUAAUAGUUCAUCAUCAUUAUCAAAAAAUGCACUUAUGUUAUUACAUGAACUUAAACCUUCAAUUGAAUAUAAACUUAUUGCACAAACAGGUCCAUCUCAUCGACCUAUGUUUACUAUGGCUGUUGAACUUAAUGGACAAAUAUUUGAAGGUAUAGCUCAAACAAAAAAAGAAGCUAAACAAGCAGCUGCUGAAAAAGCACUUCGAUCAUUUUCUCAAUUACCUUUUCCAUUGUCUGAUAAUUUAAAAAAUGACUUCCUAUUAACAAAUAUGAAUAAUGAUAAUAAUAUACAAUUAAAUAUUUCUGAAUCAUAUGAAAAUCAAAAUGAAUUAAAUCCAUUUUAUCUUCUUAAAAAAUUAAAACAAAAUUUUGAAUGUAAAGAAAUUACAAAUGAAAUAAUAUCUGAACAAAAUGAAUAUAAAUUUAUUAUUACUAUUGAUAAUCAACAUUUUAUUGGUAUAGAUGAAAAUAAAAAUAUAGCUAAAAUAAAAGCAGCACAAUAUGCAUUAGAAAAAUUAUUUGGUAUGUGUUUUCAUAAACAAGAUUGUCUAUCAAUUGAAAAUGAUAGUCUUCCAAAUAAUCUUUCUUAUUCUCGUCAAAUUCUUGCUGAUCGUAUUGCAUUAUGUAUUCAAGAAAAAUUUCAUGAAUUAACUAAAAAUAAUGUACGUUUUCAACGACGUAAAGUUUUAUCUGGUAUUAUUCUUUUACAUAAUUAUAAUCUUGAAACAAUGGAAAUUAUUUGUAUAACAACAGGUACAAAAUCAAUAAAUAAUAAUUCUUUAAUACAAAAUGGAAAAAUUCUACAUGAUUGUCAUGCUGAAAUAUUAGCACGUCGUUGUCUUAUUUAUUAUUGUUAUGAACAAUUAAAAUUAUAUUUAAAUGAAAAAUAUGAUGAAACAAUAUUUGAAAAAAUUUCUCAUAAUAAUCAAUAUCAAAUUAAAUCAUCAAUUACAUUUCAUUUAUAUAUAUCAAUAGCACCAUGUGGUGAUAGUCGACUUAUAUCACAACAAGAUAAUACAUAUGAAAAAUCAUCAUUAAUUAAUUUAAAACAAAAUUUAAAAUAUUCAUUAAAAAAAUCAUGUGGAUUAUUACGAAGAAAAAUUGAAGUUAGUGAAGGUACAAUACCUAUUUUAGCUAAAACAAUUUAUCAAAAUAUAUCAAUAUGUGAUGAAUUAAUAUCUAAUGAACGAUUUUUAACAAUGUCUUGUUCAGAUAAAUUAUGUCGAUGGAAUUUUAUUGGUUUACAAGGUGCUUUAUUAAGUACAUUAAUUAAUCCAAUUUAUUAUACUAGUAUUAUCAUAGGAAGUUUAUAUAAUAGUGAACAUAUUCGACGAGCAUUAUUUUCUCGAAUAGAACAUAAAGUAUAUAAUAUGCCAAUUCCAUAUGGAUUACGACGACCAUUUAUAACAGAUAUUACCAAUCCCGAAAUACGAAAUACAACACGAUCAUCAAAUCAUGCAUUGAUAUGGAAUUGUAUUGAUCAAAAAUGUGAAAUUAUCGAUAGUUUAAGUGGAUUAACAAUAUCACAUGAACCAUCAAUAGUAUCAAAAAUAGCUUUAUUUCAACAAUGGAUAAAUUUAAUGAAUAAAAUUAAAUCAGAAACAAUACCAAAGAAUUAUUAUGAUGCUAAACAAUUAGCUGUAGAUUAUCAAACAGCUAAAAUAAAAGUUAAUCAAGCAUUUGAAAAUUGUGGAUUUGGUCUAUGGAUUAAAAAACCAAAUGAACAAGAUCAAUUUGAUUUAUCAUCAUUAGCUUUUGAAAACAAAUGA